AUGGUGCGAGCAGUGUGGGAUGAUGGUGGAUGUGGCAAAAGGAUAUGGGGACGAGAGAGUGAAGGCACCGCGAGGGUUGGAGAGGCUGAGCCUGAGAUGGGCCCUUGGAUGAAGUGGAAUAAUAAUAAUAAGAAGAAGAAGAAGAAGAAGGAGGAGACGGCAAUCACUGCAUCAUUUCUCCACCAUUUCCUCCCUUCCUUCCCUUCCCUCCUUUAUUUCCUUCCAAAAGUCCUAACAAAAUUUCUAGGCUGCUCAGUUUUCACUUCCUUUGAUUCUUCUCUUAAAAAAAAAAAAGAAGUCAAUCAAUCAUCUUAUUUCUUUAGCCGCCCCCUUUCUUCAGCUAACUUGUCCCUCAAUCGAGGAAGAAAACUUUUGCAAAAGCAGAUAGCGGAAGAGUCCAAAAGCCGUGAUAUUGUUCAGGAUAUUCCUCUAGAAGAGAAGAAAAAUGAUCCUACAACUUUUUCAACCCCAAAACAAGUAGGUUUAGUAGCAACUAGAAUUGUUGUUAUGGGUUGCGGUCUUCUGUGUCCCUGUUUUUACAGGAAAAGGAAAGCAACUACCCACUCUGUUAUUGCUAAGGAUCUGAAUUCAAUGGAUUCAGUAUCCUCUUUGGAUGUGAAUUCUGGUCCUGAAAAAGUUCCACCCAGUCCACUUCGGGUGCCACCUAGUCCUUCUAGAUUUUCAAUGUCUCCUAAACUCACUAGACUGGCGUCAAUUCAUCUCAAUUUGAAUCAGGUUACAAGAGCUACACACAACUUUUCUCCAUCACUUCGGAUAGGAGAAGGAGGCUUUGGAACUGUCUACAAGGCCCAACUAGAAGAUGGGCAGAUGGUUGCCAUAAAACGAGCAAAGAAGGAACACUAUGAGAAAUUGCAAACUGAAUUCAGCAGUGAAGUUGAGCUUCUAGCAAAAAUUGAUCAUCGGAAUCUGGUGAAGUUACUUGGUUUUGUUGAUCAAGGAAAUGAGCGUCUUAUUAUUACAGAGUAUGUGCCAAAUGGUAGUCUAAGAGAACAUUUGGACGGUCAGCGUGGAAAAAUUCUAGACUUUAAUCAAAGGCUUGAAAUAUCCAUCGAUGUGGCACAUGCAUUAACUUAUCUCCACACGUAUGCAGAGAAGCAGAUUAUCCACCGAGAUGUCAAAUCAUCCAACAUUCUUUUGACAGAAAGCAUGAGGGCCAAGGUUGCUGAUUUUGGAUUUGCAAGACUUGGUCCUUUGGAUGCUGAUCAGACUCAUAUUUCAACCAAAGUGAAAGGGACAGUGGGUUACCUUGACCCUGAAUAUAUGAAGACUUAUCAACUCACCCCAAAGAGUGACGUAUACUCAUUUGGGAUUUUACUUAUAGAAGUUCUGACAGGCCGCCGUCCUGUGGAACUGAAGAGACCUGCAGAUGAGCGGGUGACACUUAGAUGGGCCUUCAGAAAGUAUAAUGAAGGAACUGUAGUGGAUAUGGUGGAUCCAUUAUUGGAAGAAAAAGUAGAUGGGGAGGUACUCAUGAAAUUGUUUGCUUUGGCAAUCCAGUGUGCUGCACCCAUUCGCACUGAUCGACCAGACAUGAAAACAGUCUCAGAGCAGCUGUGGGCAAUAAGGGCAGACUAUAUGAGAAGUGCAAAGCGUGCUUAAAAAAGAAAAAAGAAAUAUGAAUGGCCUCCUCGUAUUAGUACAAUUAGCUUGAACUUGGGACCUAUUGCCGUAGUCACUGAGCUAAAACUCAUUGGUGGCCUCCUCAUAUUCUAUUGUGCUCUUUUUAUCACAUUUUCAAACUCCAUUUGAAUGUUGAUACAAAAGUUACUUCAAUCUUGGCCCAAUAAUCUUGCUUCACUAUUCAUCCUUUUUAGAACGUAACUGGCAUCUUGGAUGCUUUUUGUAUUUUAACUUGUUAUGUAACAAGAAGUCCUGUUAUGAAAUAGACAAAUGUAUAAAGAUGAAGCUCAUUUGCUUUGGAA
Molecule: messenger RNA, 1943 nt
Organism: Hevea brasiliensis (rubber tree)
Lineage: Eukaryota; Viridiplantae; Streptophyta; Magnoliopsida; Malpighiales; Euphorbiaceae
Product: calmodulin-binding receptor-like cytoplasmic kinase 3
Exons: 8
Coding region: 1-1620 (539 amino acids)
Biological process (GO): protein phosphorylation
Molecular function (GO): ATP binding; protein kinase activity
Source: RefSeq, a predicted model, not a curated record